Molecule: messenger RNA, 798 nt
Organism: Aspergillus costaricaensis CBS 115574
Lineage: Eukaryota; Fungi; Ascomycota; Eurotiomycetes; Eurotiales; Aspergillaceae
Product: peptide-methionine (R)-S-oxide reductase
Exons: 2
Coding region: 93-698 (201 amino acids)
Biological process (GO): response to oxidative stress; protein repair
Molecular function (GO): peptide-methionine (R)-S-oxide reductase activity
Source: RefSeq, a predicted model, not a curated record
UUUUCUUCCUUGCGACCUUCUCCUCGUCAGUGACUAACUGUCUUACCUAUCGUCUAUCUUCCAUCUAAUCAUACCUUAUUGAUUAAAACCAGAUGCGCUUCCAGGGCCUGAUCCCCGCCCUCCGCAUCUUCGCACUACCCCUCCGAUCGCACUCCGCCCGUGCCCUCCAGCGACCUCCUCUCCCCAUCCCCAGCGCGACUGUCCUCAAAGCCGGUCCUACUAUCCCCUUCCUCGGCGCAUUAUUCGGCUCUAGCGCGAAAACCGACUCCCAGUCCAACAACAUGUCCUAUCCCGACCAGCGCAGUGACGAUGCUUGGCAAGCUGUGCUAAGUCCUGAGCAAUUCAAAAUUCUCCGCCAAAAGGGCACAGAGCGACCCUUCACGGGCGAAUACGAUGCUCACUACCCUUCCCAGGGAGUCUAUAACUGCGCGGGAUGCGAUGCGCCGUUGUACAAGGCAACACAUAAGUUCAAGUCGGGAUGUGGGUGGCCUGCGUACUUUGACUCCAUCCCCGGAGCGGUUACAAGACAUACGGAUCGGUCAUUUGGAAUGGAGCGCACGGAGAUUGUGUGUAGCAACUGUGGGGGACAUUUAGGACAUGUAUUUAAGGGAGAGGGAUAUCCGACUCCGACUGAUGAGAGACAUUGUGUGAAUAGUGUUAGUUUGCGGUUUAAGGAGGAUGAAGGCCAGGGGAAGUGAAAAGGGGUUGGGUGGAAGGUUAAUAGGGAAUUUUCGGUGUAGAAUACUGUAGUUGUAUGAUGAAGAGAUGAAGAGAUGAGACGAAGAUGCAUAUGAAUAU